Prorocentrum cordatum is the source of this 5250-nucleotide messenger RNA. The record is from the annotation of a GenBank genome assembly. Lineage: Eukaryota; Dinophyceae; Prorocentrales; Prorocentraceae.
AUGCCGCGGCGCAGCCCCCUCCUUUAUCCUAGCUGCGGGAAGAGGCCGCGGGCCCGGGAUGAGCAGCGCCGGCCGAGGGCGACAUGUGGCAGGGCGGUGUGCAGCAAGAUCGCCCGUUCCAAAUUCAUCGGCAGGGUCAACUCGCAGCGCAGAGCACAGCAGCGCAGGCUGGCCACCCUUAAGAGGCCUGCGGCUGCCCGACGCUCCACGGCAGCCGCCGGAGGUGCGGCCCGAGCCUGUGCCGCGGUCCUGGGGCCCAGUCGCGCCGCGGGUCGCGCCACGUUCCCGGCCCGCGAGCGCGUGCCCCUCGCGCUCUUCCGGCGGUGCCUCCCGCGCCCGGCCUACCUCCGCAGGCUGUUCGGGCGCGAAGGGUCGGCCCGCUUUCAUGUGAGGGUCUCCUUUAGGGAGCCGACCGAGCAGGAGUGGCAGCGCGUGGCAUUCGCAGACGAAGCCCUGACCCUCACGCACCGGGGCAUCAGAGGCGCCUCAGCGAGCGCAGCUCUGAAAGGCGACGCUACGCUCUCCGUCCGGACCGGCGGCCGCUAUGGGAGCGGCUGCUAUUUCGCGGCUGAUCCGCUCUUGCCCCUAGCAUACGCGAGGGAGACCCGGGACCAGGCGCGGCACGUCGUCGAUGGAGCCCCGAGGGUGGUGCUGAUCUGCGCGUGCGCCCUCGGGGAGACCCGCCUGGUUGGAGCCGAGCGCCCGGGUCCUAUGUCUGCUGGGCAGACCUCCGUUGCUUCCAGUCCCAGCGGAUGCGUUCCAGGGUUUGAGUUGUGCGUCGGGAACCCCAGCCACCGGUGCCUCAUCAUCGGCAUCGCCACCGUCGAGCUGCUGUCCGGCUCCUUCCACCACGUGGCAGCCCAGAGCAAGUGCACCGCGGGGGAGCCUGAUCCGGCGGGCCCGCACGUGAUCGCGACGCGGCGGCGGCGGCGCCGCCGCGACAACUCCCGGAGUUCCGACAGGGACCGCCGCGACAAGGGGACGAUCGCGCGCCGGGCGCCUGGCGUCAGUGUCGCCUACGAGCCCAGCGAGCCCGGCCUGCGGCCAGGCGCCGACGAGGGCAGCCAGUCGUCCACUGGGGCACUUUACUACCACAACCGGGUAACCGGCCAGACGCGCUGGGAUCACCCGAGCCCUCCGGAGGUGGAGCCUCCGGCUGCGCAGCGUGUCGUGCCUGGCGGCGUGCCCCCGCAGGACAGCGAGGGUUGGGCCGCCUGGUGGUUCAACCCGGUUACGGGCGCCGCCUGCAAUGAGAAACCAUCUGAGAUUUCCGCUUGGACAGCCGAGGUUACCUCGCUGUCGGACGCUCUGGAGCGGGCCGCCCCCACCGCAGAGCAGGCGGCCCAGGCAAAAGCCGAGGUCAUGGCGCUCCGCCGUUUCCAGCAUAGGUCUGAACUGAACGCCGCGGCGGGCGCAUGGCACAACCGCGCCCGCGAGUUAGUUGGAGACUCCACGGACGGGCGCGUCUCCACGGCCGCGGUGUUUAGUGCGAAAUGCCAUUCCCAGGCGGAUUUGUACAAGCUUGUACAGGCCAUGGGCGUAGAAGUUACAGUUGCCCCCGAAAAGGGCAAGCCCGCCCUCGCCCCCGCUCCGCUCGCGAUCCCGCGGGGGUGCACCAACCAGCCCGGCGUGGAGAUUACUUGGAAAGUGUCGCCAACGACGAAGAUCACUGUACAGAUCGAGAGCAAGAGGCUUGGGAAAAUUGUCGCCAAAGGCAGGCGCGGGGCGUUCGAGACGCGCCUUGAGGAACUGCUUUUGUUCCUUGGCGACCCCAUUGACGUCGAGUCGGUGCUUCGGUGGGCGUCACAGACCAAGAGACGGACGGAGGCCGCCGCGGCCCUCAGGGACGCGAUAGCAUUAGCAGACAUGGCGCCCACCCUGUCCCCUGGGAUUCGCCAGCAUCUGGGAGCGGUGGCAGAUCCCUCAUGGGCGCUCUGCACUGCCGUCAGCACGCUCGUUCGACGGGAGGCGGUGCCAGCGUUGACCACUAAGGCGGCAAAGUCCACGGCCGUGACAUCACCUUUUGUAGGGGGGAUUUUUCAAUCUGGAGAGCCAGGCCGCUGUGCAGUGCCGCCGUUGCUGAAUGACUCCGCACGCUCACACCUGACUUUGGCCGUUCUCAACCCUGGUCGUUCUGGCUUCCUUCAUUUGAGCAGCGAUCUAAUAUUGGAGUGGCGGCUGGAGGCCGUCGCCCAUGCCCUGGACGACAGGGGCGUAGACCUUUGCAUCUUGCCGGGGUCGCGCUUCCCCGCUGGAGCCCUGUUGCCAAAAGGCUCCCCUUUCCUAUGGCUCGGACCCGAAUCCGCUGCAUGGGGCACUGUCGGGAUUUUUGUCAGGCCGGAGCUAGAGCGCGCCACUCGCCCCAUCCAUGAUUUUUCGUCCUCCAGGGAGCAGUGGUACGAGCUGUGGUCUGAUGGACAGGUCGAUGCCCCCACUUGUAUAAUUUGCGCCAUGUAUCCCGUUCACGGCGGUGACUUGGACACUUGGGUGUCCAUCGUCGCCCACGCGGGCGUUUUGCGCGCUAAGUUUCCUCGCGCGCGGCUCCUCGUGGGAGGUGAUGGGAACCUCCACCUGGAUUACGUUGUCUCCCACGGCGCCGGAUGCCGGCGCCUGCGUUGCCACCAACGCUCCAAGGAUAAACUGAUCCAGGAGUGGUUGGACUCUGCCGGGUCGCGCGCCUUUAACCCGCCAUCGCCCACGCACGUUUCAGGCACAUGUAUUGAUUUGUUUUUGGGCUCCCGCCACGACCCGCUGCCCGCGCACGUCGUGGAUGAAUUUGUGGGGCUUUCUGACCACAGGCUCGUGCUGAUUGACGUGCCUUGCCGGGCAACCGCGCAGAAUUCGGCGGGGUUCGGGCGCGUCGCCUGGACUUCGGGCGAGGAGUGGGAGACUGGCCUUCGGGAAGUGGCCAGCACGCUACAGGCGCUCGCCACUGCUAUUGAAACGGUAGGCACUAGUCAGUGGCUCCGGCCACCCUGGUACGGAGGCGGGGCCACCCGCCUCCAGCGCCGGGCCGUCCUCAAUGUAGCCGCCUGGGCGCGCGAUACCAUUUAUGCAAUGGUGGGGCAUGCCUCUUCGGCCACCCGCACGACGGGCGUCGCCAGUAGGAGCAGAGACACGUCGCGGCGCCCCCCGCUUGACCCCUCGCCUUACCCGUCCCACGAGGCCUUCCGGGAAGCCGCAUCGGCGGCGGCGUGGCAGGAGAGACGCAAAGCUGUCCACCGCUACCUGGACAUCCGCGAAACCAACGCUGGCGCCGCCGAGCGCUUCUUAUCUGGAUUUUUCAGGUCAACUGCGAAGUUCGACAUCCAGCUAGUGGAUUCCAUCACUGGGCACGCUUUGUCCACUAGCGGCAUGAUCGAUGCGAUCCGUGACGAUGUGUAUUCUAGGGCCCACAAUGAUUUCCCGCAGUGCCCGGAGGCCAGGGACAGCCUUGCGCAGGCGGUCACCGCCAUCCGCCGCUCGGGGGCGGAGGCGGGGCCCCUGUAUCCGGAACGACCAUGCGCCGACCAUGAGGUCGAAGCGGCGCUUUCCCUGCUCAAGCCAGGCAAGCGCACGGUUCACUUGUGCAACGCAGCCUUGCGGGUCCAGGUUGAGGAGGGCUUCCGCCUGACGCGGGCACUACUCAAUCUGGGUCGCGCGCUGUGCGUAACGGCCCGUCCAUGGUCUCUUCGCCAUUUUGCCCCAAUCCGCAAGUCAGGGCCGGCGACUGUGCGGAAGAUCAAGUCAUUGCGGCCAAUCUCGCUCACGACUGACAUGGCCUCAGUCCAAGACGCGGCAUGGAUUGCUCGCAAUGGACCUCUCAUCGAGGCUUACUGUGGCCCGUCCCAGCAGGGGGGGGUGGGCGAUACUGUUUCGUUGGUCAUCGCUCUCACUAUGAAUGCCCAGUUGCGGGCCGCGCAAGACCUGCCAACUUGGUGGGCUGUCGCGGACAACAAAUGGGCGUUUGACGUAGCUUCGGUGAAUGGCAUGCUGUGCGGCGUUUUUGAAGCCGGCGUACGCGGGUCGGACUGGCUGUUGCUGGACGACGUGUUGGCACAAGACCAUCAGGCGGUCGGCCUGCACAACUUAUUGUCGCCGGUGUUCGCCGUCGGGCGCGGUGCCGCCCAGGGCAGGCGUUUCUCGGUCCACAUUUUCAACGCGCAAUUGAAAGCGCUGCCCGUUGAGAUCGCCGCCGCAGUCCCCGGGGGGUGCGCCACCGUGGCCCCGCGCCUGGCUAGACAAGCUAUGGCUGCUGCGGGCGAGGCUAACCCCCCAGCCACCGAGGCGGCAAUGCCUGACCGGGCCUUUCCCGCGGCGGCAAUGUUGCAUGAAGUGCCACGGGUGGCGGCGACCGAAUCCCCGCCAUGGCCGCGCGCCGAAGCCGCGUUAGCCGCCCGGCUCAGUGCCGUCCCCGCCCUAGCGGACAGAGCCGCGGUGGUGGAGCUCGCGGGUGAAUUGCACAUGCCGCCUGCCCAGUUUGUCGACGACAUCACGGUAGCUUGCCCAUCUAUAGGGGCGGUGCGCGCCGUCCUGUCUCCUGAGGACGAAUCCGCGUGCAGUAGGUACGCGCGCACUUUUAAGUCGUUUUUCUCACGUGAGAAGUCCAAGACGUGCGUUCUUCCAGUCCUGGGUGCGCCCCCCCCCAGUCUCGCCGGCUGCCCAGAAGUAGACCGCAAGGUCCUCUUGGGAAUUUUGGCGGAUUCCGACCUGACGUUUUACCCCCUCCUCCGUGGAAUCGUCGCCGUCGGGCAUAGCUGCUUCUCCAAGCUGUUGUAUGCGGCAGAGUCUGGGGGCUUCUCCAUCCCAGUGGCUGCGGCGCAGGUCCCAGCCCGAGUUGAAUCUGUGGUUUUGUACGCUGCCCCGCUCCUGGCCGCCGUGCCCGGCGCGGAAUCAACCAUGAACAAGUUGCAGGUGACUUGGGGCCGUCGCCUUUUGGGGUGCCACAAGGGACCGCCGAUUCGCCAUGCCGUGGUCGUCGCCCAAUGUGGCUGGCCAAUGCGCCUGGGGACGAGAUUUUUAGAGAAGGCGCUGAUGGCGCGAGCACGGCUCAUGGUCCUGCCGGGGGACCACCCAGGUGCCCUCAUGCUGCGGGCGGCUCGGUCUUUGGCCACCCCCACGUGGGAGUCGGCAGCGGUCGCUCUGGCCCAGCGCCUGGCCCCGCCCCCGCAGGACCUCGAGGGGCAUCCCUUAUUCCCAGCCGCCCUGCUGGACGAGGCGCGCGUGUCGUCCGCCGCUAGGAAAGCAAUCCUCAAGUCGUGCCGGCUCGAG